UACAAUUUGAUGUUCAAGUAAGAAACAGGAGUAAGAGAAACCGGCGACUUUGCAGUGAAAGGUCUCUUUUUUAUGGGAGUAUGCUGAAACUAGUUUCUGAAAUGUUGUGCGCUCGAGGAGGUCAGAAGUUGAGGCCUUUUCUAUGUGCACAAGUUAGUGGCUUUCAUACUUCAAAGCCUGGUUUAGCACCUAGAAGCUUUUUCGGGGUGGAAGAUUUCGUUGAUGAUGACAAUAGCCGUCCAUAUACUUAUCAGAAGGGGAAAAAAUCGAAGAACCCAAACAAGCAUGUUUCUUUCAAGCAACGGACUGUAGCUUACAUGGAACCGUUCACACUUGAUGUUUUCAUAUCAAAGCGCUUUGUUUCAGCCUCAAUCACCCAUAGAGUUACAUGCAAACAGGUUGCAGUAGCUGGUACAAACUCCAAAGAUAUCAAGGCAGUGCUCAAAUCACGAAGUGAUAUUCCUGCAUGCUUGUCUGUCGGACAGAUAUUGUCCGACAGGGCAAGAGAGGCUGAUGUAUACACUGCUUCUUAUACACCUAGGGAUAGGGACAAAUUCGAAGGGAAAAUUAGAGCAGUUGUUCAGUCCCUCAUUGAUAAUGGUAUCGACAUCAAAAUUUAUCUUGACUGAAAAAAGGUACUAUGUCUACCUGUUGUAUCCAAAUAUAUUAAAUCAUCUUAAAGUAAUGAACCCUUAUUGCAGUCUACUUAGUAUUUCUUAUAGUCUGAGAUUGUCAUAAGCCCCUCUUUGUGGAGAAGGCUGGCUUACUCACUUUUUUCUGAUUGAUUGAUCGGCCUAUCCCAUCUUUACUAGAGAAGACCAAGCAGUCGUGAAGCCUUGACCUGGAUUGGAUAUAUGUAUGCCCUAACAUAGAGUUGAGGAACCUAUAAUACAGGCUUUGGAUGCUCCAAUCUUGCUGCGUAUACCUGGACAGUAUUCAUUGUACAUUUCCAUCUUCUGUUCCGCUGUCAUCAUCAGAAGCUCCAAGGACCAACACAGCUAGAAAGCAACAUCAGGGGCUCACUAGUGCAUUCCCCAUAUACAUAACUACCAAUACAACUGUACAACUUGUUCUACGACUGUUGAACUCGUUUUGGAGGGGGAUGAGGUGUAGGUUUAUACAUUUCUGUUUCUUUUAUUGACAAAAAAUGUUACUUUAGGUUAUAAGUAUCAUGUAAAGAUUGUGAGAAAGAAUGUAAAUUUAAUUAGGAAGAAUGGAUUGUACACUCUAUAGCACUUGACUCAAGCUUAUAAUCAAAAUGAGCCCAUUUUUUCA
This is a messenger RNA of Solanum tuberosum (potato), 1275 nucleotides long. RefSeq lists its product as uncharacterized. NCBI's taxonomy places the organism in Eukaryota, Viridiplantae, Streptophyta, Magnoliopsida, Solanales, Solanaceae. Gene Ontology annotation, molecular function: structural constituent of ribosome; 5S rRNA binding. The transcript has 3 exons. Gene Ontology annotation, biological process: translation. Gene Ontology annotation, cellular component: ribosome. Bases 81 to 629 code for a protein of 182 amino acids. The record is from RefSeq and is a predicted model, not a curated record.